Messenger RNA from Camelus dromedarius (Arabian camel), 1535 nucleotides. It is a transcript of the gene NTS, whose product is annotated as neurotensin. The transcript has 4 exons. NCBI's taxonomy places the organism in Eukaryota, Metazoa, Chordata, Mammalia, Artiodactyla, Camelidae. Gene Ontology annotation, molecular function: neuropeptide hormone activity. Bases 397 to 909 code for a protein of 170 amino acids. Gene Ontology annotation, cellular component: axon terminus; extracellular region. The record is from RefSeq and is a predicted model, not a curated record.
GUCCUGGAAGUUCUUUUUCAGUAUGCUGUAUAUGGAAUUGCUUUUGAAUGACUCCUGCUGUGCGUCAGAAAUCCGGAGCUGCAGGGGCAAUUAGAGAAGAUGUCACUUUCACUGGAGGUUCAGAAGUGGGGGAGAGAGUGAGGGGUAAAGAAGAAGGGGAGGAGGAAGUGGGGAGAGGAAGGGGGGAUGGAGAUGAAGGGCACAUCCUGAAGAGAUAAUCCCUGUGUACUCGUGACAUCAUCCCCUGCAUAUAUAUGUAUAUAUAGGGCAUGGUCAAAGCAUCUCUCACAGCUCAGUCACUUCCAAAGUCAGCUGAAGGCAGGAGGCAGUGCUAGAGAGCCCCCUUCAGCCUGUCUCUGGCGUUUAUGAACUUGGCUUGCUAGAAAGCUCAAGGAGAUGAUGGCAGGAAUGAAAAUUCAGCUGGUGUGCAUGAUCCUCCUGGCUUUCAGCUCCUGGAGUCUGUGCUCAGAUUCAGAAGAGGAAAUGAAGGCAUUAGAAGCAGAUUUAUUGACCAAUGUGCAUACAUCAAAGAUCAGUAAAGCAGGUAUUCCCUCUUGGAAGAUGACCCUGCUAAAUGUUUGCAGUCUUAUAAACAACCUGAACAGCCAAGCCGAGGAAACAGGAGAGUUUCAUGAAGAGGAGCUUAUUACCAGAAGGAAAUUUCCCACUGCCUUAGAUGGCUUUAGUUUGGAAGCAAUGUUGACAAUAUACCAGCUCCGAAAAAUCUGUCACAGCAGGGCCUUUCAACACUGGGAGUUAAUUCAAGAAGAUGUGCUUGAUAGUGGAAAUGUCAAAAAUGAAAAGGAAGAAGUUAUAAAGAGAAAAAUUCCUUACAUUCUGAAACGGCAGCUGUAUGAGAAUAAACCUAGGAGACCCUACAUACUCAAAAGAGGUUCUUACUACUACUGAGAGGCUAAAUGUUUUCUUUACACAUGAUUGUGAUUUAUCACCCUUAACUAAAUAUCAAAAUAUAUUUGUGUGAGAAUGUGGCAGAACACAAUUAUCUUGUCUCUUCUAUAAUUGUGGUUUAUUUGAUGUGACUUUUCUGCAUUAAUAUAAAUUGGACUAAAUGUUUUCAAAUAAAUCUAGAUCUUGAGCAUGAAGUGUUGUGUAUAAUUGGAGUAAAUAUUAAUUAAGUCACAUAUAGAAUGUUUUUGUAAUUUUGCAAAGCACUUAAUGGGUUGUUGAACCAGUUAAAAUGUUUGACAUUCUAAACCAAAUUAUGAGAGAUUAUAACAGAGUCUUAUGGCAAAGUCUAGCCCAUAUGUCAUUAACCCAAAACAAAGUAAUAGCACCUGUUUUAUUAUCUCACUGAAUGUUUUAUUAAAUUGAGAGAAAUAUGCGCUCUUUUCCAAGAGUCACUCAUGAAUCACUCAGAUAUGGGGAAGUUAACAGUAGUAAAAUAAGACCAUCUUAAAAGAAUGAUGAAUGAAUUAUUGUUAAUUAUGCCUGUCUUAAUGACCUUCAACUGAAUUUGUUUCUUCUGUUAAAUGAACUUAAUGGCUAAUUAAAAAAAACAAAACCCAAGCCAUCAG